CGACGUGUACUACUACUAGUACGCAUUUGAAAAAUAACCGCAAACGUCGAAGUUCGAACAUCACAUGCAGGUGAUUCAACGGCGGAGACUCCAUAUUGAAUUAUAUCUGUGCUCACUCCCAGUCAUUACGCGGCCAGACACUGUCCCACCACUGUGGCUUUCUACCAAGAAGAUUCGACAAAUAAUCUACCUGCUCCUGGAAAGGAAUAACAGGGUAGUCUGCUUCAUCAUCAGAGCACACAGACAAGACAAACACCUCCCCGACGGCAUUCACGUGCUCGGGGGGCGCACCAUCUUGUUUGGGCUGGAAACACAUCUCGAUAGUCAGAGGAUCAAUUUUGACGGCCCAGCAGAUAUGCUCGAAUCCUCUCAUCCAGAAAUCGUUUUUGGUAGGAGGCUCGAGAGUAUCCUCAGGAUAGUGAAUGUUCUUUCCGAGAUCAAUGAGCCACUCGUGGCUGAGCCAGAAACCAUAGUAUUGCUUGUGACGGUUCCUGGGUGGACAAGGGAAAUUGAGCUGACGAGGACGAGACGAGAAUCUGAGUGGUACGAGGGGUGGCUGGGUCGACUUCGAUUCGGCAACCUUCAGAUUUUGCAUCGAUUGACGGAGAAGUUCAGAUGCAGACAUUGCGAUAAAUUUAAGGUGGGACUCAGAGGUCAAGUAAGAUUUAACAGAUGAAUUGAAGGCUGUCACCGUUUGUGAAUGAAUCCGAGCAAGAUGUUUG
Messenger RNA from Suillus subalutaceus, 722 nucleotides. RefSeq lists its product as uncharacterized. The coding region runs from base 65 to 676 and encodes 203 amino acids. The record is from RefSeq and is a predicted model, not a curated record. Lineage: Eukaryota; Fungi; Basidiomycota; Agaricomycetes; Boletales; Suillaceae. The transcript is spliced from 2 exons.